AUGUCUUUCCCCAACGAUGGAGUGUAUACUAUCAGACACGUUGGCACAAACUUCAUGCUCGAUCUGACGAGCAACAGCACCAAUGAAGGCAACCAGAUUCAGAUCUCCCCUAACAAUGGCACUGUGGCUCAACAGUGGAUGAUCAAGAGGCAAAAUGAGCCAGGGACAUCCAACAAAACUCUUAGCAUUCAGUCCAACAACAACGGCAACAAUGGAAAUGGAUGCUUUGCUACCGCCAAGGACGCUGCGGACGAACCAGUCGUUUAUACUAGGCAGGCGUUUAUCGUCGAUCUUUGUGAACAAGCGAACAAUAGUUUCAAUAUUAGCUUCACUCGCGGGAACAAGAACUUGGUGUUAUCUGUUCCAAACCCAAAUCACAGUGCAGUGAGACUCAACAAUCAGGCCCAAGGAAAUACUUCCCAGCAGUGGGAAUUUAACCGCGUUGCUGAUCUCCAACCAAUCGCCUAG
Molecule: messenger RNA, 468 nt
Organism: Suillus bovinus
Lineage: Eukaryota; Fungi; Basidiomycota; Agaricomycetes; Boletales; Suillaceae
Exons: 5
Coding region: 1-468 (155 amino acids)
Source: RefSeq, a predicted model, not a curated record